Mycotypha africana is the source of this 1488-nucleotide messenger RNA. RefSeq lists its product as uncharacterized. The transcript has 4 exons. The record is from RefSeq and is a predicted model, not a curated record. The coding region runs from base 85 to 1302 and encodes 405 amino acids. Lineage: Eukaryota; Fungi; Mucoromycota; Mucoromycetes; Mucorales; Mycotyphaceae. Gene Ontology annotation, molecular function: DNA-binding transcription factor activity, RNA polymerase II-specific; RNA polymerase II cis-regulatory region sequence-specific DNA binding. Gene Ontology annotation, biological process: cell differentiation; anatomical structure morphogenesis; negative regulation of transcription by RNA polymerase II.
UUUUUUUCAACAAAAAAAUAAGGAACUUUCUUCAACUACAAACGCCUCAACGCCAUUGUUCAAAGCUAUCUGAAUAUCGUAGACAUGAACGUUAACCAAAUGCUUGCUUCACCGAAGUUGGCACCUGCUGCUUCUAUAUCCGAUUCAACUGCUCUUCAUUUGUCACCUUCGUCAACUGCAAUAGAACUUGCUCCUAUUAAAGAGAUCUCAUCCGAAUCUAAGCGAGCACGAAAUCUGAACAGGCUUCCGUCGUUCCUUGAGCCCUGUCCGACACCUACCAAAGAACAGUGGGGUAAUACAUUCCUACCUCGAAUCCAUCCACCUCUCGUUAGUUCUCCUACUUUGCUACCAUCUUCAGCGUCUUCUGUUACCUCCGAGUCUUCUAACCCGCCUUCUCCUUUAUCAAAUACCAAUAUACCUCAGAAUCUGUCUGCGGAGUCAGUAUAUCCAAAGAGCAGCAAUACGCAUAUACCCUGUCGUCAUGCACCCUCAACCGCAUUACCCUCCAUACAACCUAGGCCAGAAACACUAGUAACGGACUCAAAUCAGGCUGUCAGCAGAUGCCCUUUUGCUCAUGCCAUGGCCGGUGAUAAUAACGCGACUAUCACUAAUUGGCCAGCAAAUCAUCCUAAUGUAUUACAGAAGAAUGAUAAUGUAACGACUGAUUCGGCUGAUCAGCCACAAUCGCCUACGAUGAUGGCUGCUGCUGCUAUCGCCGCUGCUUCUCUGAAAAAUUACCCAGAAACAAUUGUAAAUGAUAAUCAUUCUGGAUCUGUUUAUUCCGCCAAUGGAACAGAUCCCAACUGGCAAGGACAACUGCAGCAUUCGGGCAAGUGUCCUAUUGCUUCCUUUUAUCGCGGAACCCAACAGACAGCAACACCAAGAACGGUCGAGCCUAAACGCCAUUCCUUUACACGUGUUGCCUUCAUGACUCAGGGUGGAAAGCGUCCCAGUAGUAGGUGUCCUUUCAGUGCUAAUCAAAAGAAGUUCCUUACAAAAAAUGAUCAUAUCAAACGUCCUCGCAAUGCUUGGAUCCACUUCCGUUGCCAUUAUGGUCAAGCAUUAAAGGCUCAAGAUCCUACGCUUCGAGCAGAAGAUAUCUCAAAGCGCGCAUCUCGAUGUUGGGCACGUUUAUCUGAGAGCGAGAAGAAGCCUUGGCAUGAUCUGGCUGAAAAAGAUAAGCAAGCACAUAAGGCAGCCUUCCCCGAAUAUAGAUACUGCCCCAGAAGAACCAAUGCUGCACUUCUGAUGCCUUCUUCUCCUUCAAAUUCCGUUCUUAAUGAUUCCGAAGAAGAAGAUUAAAAUGAAACAUCUGCUCCUCAUUCCAUGACAUCACGUGUUUAGCGCCGCCAAUUGUCUGUAUCCGUCGCCCUGUUAAUAACUCAAUGAGGUGCUUUUUACUCUUCUCAGCUAUUCAUGUAAAUUUUUUGUAUACCUCAUUCUGUAUUCUUUUCCUUACAUUUUACAUACCUACAUUAAUCUCUCUAA